CAGAACUCGCUUGGAAGAUGCGAUACCGGUAUGGUGCGAAAAUGGGUGAUAAACACUAGCGGAUAGCAGAAGUCGAACUUGAAAUAACCCGCAUAAACGGACACAAUGCCUAAUUUUGACGGAAUUUUGAGGGAGUUCCGGAUUCUUCUUCCUAUGACAGUAGAAGAGUACCAGAUUGGUCAGCUUUAUUCAGUAGCAGAGGCGAGUAAGGAGGUAACAGGUGGAGGAGAUGGAGUGGAGGUGUUAAAAAAUGAACCUUAUGAAAGAGACGUGACAGAUGUUUCAGGCAAUACGACAAGAGAGAAAGGACAAUAUACACACAAGAUAUAUCAUCUAGCAUCAAAAGUGCCAUCAUUUAUAAGAUUAUUGGCCCCUAAAGGGUCUCUAGAAGUGGUUGAGAAGGCGCACAAUGCAUACCCAUAUUGCUGUACUAUUAUAUCAAAUCCAGGCUACAUGAAGGAUAACUUUGAGUUAAGUAUCAAGACAUGGCACAAACAGGAUAAUGGCACACAGGAAAAUGUUCACAAUCUAUCACCUGAGUUUUUAAAACACAGGAAAGUUGUACACAUUGAUAUCGCAAAUGACCCAAUCAAUUCUGGCGAUUACAAGGAGAGUGAAGACCCUACCAAAGUUCACUCGGUCAAGACUGGGCGAGGACCUCUCAAGAAAGAUUGGAAUGAUCUGAACAAAGAACAGAAGACACCAAUCAUGUGCUGCUACAAACUAGUGCACAUCAGAUUUAAGUGGUGGGGUUUGCAAAACAGAGUGGAGAGUUUUGUUAUAAGACAAGAACAUAGAUUAUUCACACUUUUCCAUCGACAAGUUUUCUGUUGGUUAGACAAGUACCAUGGUAUGACGAUUGAUGACAUACGAGCACUAGAGGAUAAAACCAAACAAGAUCUUGAUAAAGAAAGGAAGGAGGGUGAAGUAAGAGGAUUCUCGGCCGAAAAGGAUGACGCUAAGGAUUCUAAGUAAAGAAUGCAGUACAUGUGUGUGUGAUAUAUGUCAAAUCAAUCAUGUCAAAGAUAGUCCUGCCUUCCACUUUUCAUAACCGGAGUGUAAAGGCCUUGUAUCUUAAUGUUCAUUUUCUUUGAAAAAUCACUGUUCUGUGGACUAGAUGAUUAAUGGAGUGAUGUCUAGUUCAAAUCCAACUUGUGAUGUGACGGAAGUACUGAUUCCUCUUUUAAAGAAAGGAAGAGUAUGCCAUGAGAUAAGGUGUAAUGGCAGCCUUAUGUUGUCACACACUCCCCUUUAUAACCCGUUUUAAAAAUGAGAUUCAACUUUCUGUAAUUCAUAUCUUGAUAACAACUCGACAUUCGAAUGCUUGUUCAGAAUGAGUAUCUUUAUCUAAAAAAAGAUCAAAUUUUCAACUUUAUUUAGCAUGAGAAAGGAUAAGUCGCUUAUUGUUCAUAAAUUUACGCAUAACGUAAGAACAGCUUUAUGAAAGACACCCAAUACAUUAGGUACAAGGGGCUGUCAUCCCAGGUGGGUGUUUCAUAAAGCUGAUCGUAAAGUUACGCACAACUUUACGAACGACUGGAACAUGAUCUUGGGUCCUAACUCAAUCACGUAGGGAUAUAUCACUUGGCAUGAGAAAGGGUUACCAGUUGUGCGGAAAGUCAUUCGUAUCUUAUGAACAGUUUUAUGUAACACGCACCAGCAGUGUUUUAUUUCUUCAGCAAACUCUCACAAGAAAGAGAUAAAGAAUUCUAAUUGAAAUCCUCCAUACUCAGAGCUUUCUACUCUAGAGGGUGAUAUUUCCACACACACUCAGCAAGAAGGCAAAUAUGAAACAAGGAAAAAAUACUUUAUUUCAGCUUUUGCAGUAGAUGUACACCUGAGCACAUCCAGAAAUGAACUUAUUUUUUUUUUUAGUUUUUAUUGAUUUAUUUAAUGGCAUCCUAAUAUCCUCAUGUCCUAAUCUACAAAGGUGGCAUUGUGUUUCCUUUUUUUUGGGGGGGGGUCUGAUUUGUUUGUACUUUCUUCUUUGAAAAUAUUUUUAAAAUUUUUGCAACGACUUGACUGAUAGUGUUACAAUUGGAAAUGGAGGUGUCUUUGCGGGGAUGGUGUGCUGAAAAUGUUGCCCUCUUUUGUUGAAAAAGAUCAAUUUUUUAUGAUUAAAUGAGUACUUGCUGGUCGUGAAUGAAUGAAGAUGAUGCAAUUGAUAAUGAUUAUUUUACAGAUAAUUGAUACUGCUUAAUUGAGAAUUGAAAUAUUGAAUUCUAAAGCUACUGCACAAUUGAGAAUUGAAAUAUUAUCGAAUUCUAAAGCUCCAAUUUACAUGUAACAUUUUUAAGUGUACCAGUUUUUAGUAAUGUAAGAAGGGGAAAAAAAAUUGAACUUCAUGCUCGGCUUAUAUACAAUAUUUUUUAAAUUAUUGGAGGGCUGUCAACCAAAUUUUCACAUCACCUACCCAUCAAUAAUGAUCUUGCCAUAUAAAUAUUCUACGAGUAAGGUUAUCAGUCCUUUACAAUAGAAUGGUAACUGCACAUCUCCUUGCAUAUAAACCCAAAGAUAACUGAUAAUAUCAGUUUUAACACACAUAUAAUGUAUUGUGUGUGAUAUAUAUGUAUGAAGAAGUUUAACAUGCGAAACCCAUAAAAUAGAUGGCAAUUUCUUCCAAAUUGAGGAAAGAUAAUUGAAAUAAUCUGUGGGAAGUGAAUAUAUAUGUCUGCCUGUCCUAUCAAAGAGAUUAUAGGAAUGUCAAUUAAUGUAACCUCCCUUUCAUUUUAUGUAGUGCUGCAGUUCAUUAAUCUUUUGUGAAAACUGAACAGUUUGGUUGUGAAAUUUGGUGAAAUAUUUUUUGGGGGGCCAACUGCCCUUCCAGGUUGUGGGUGUUAUCUAUCUAUGGAAAGGUAUUAGAAUCACAUCAUGUGAACCAACCUUAUUUGUAGAGUGCAGCUUGAUACCUAAUAUAUAUUUUGCAUUUAUAUUAAUUGGUGAACUUAUCGUUUUAGUUCAGUCAGCUAUUGUUCUGUUUAGUUCUGUUUUCAUAAAUUUAUAUCAAGACAUUAUCUGUAAAUUCCAGCAGGGAAGCAGAAUUAUAGCUGCUUAUGGUAUAUGGGAAAAUUCAAGGAUUAUUUAUUUGAAUAUAUAGAAGUCGUUAAUGCAUGUAUUGCAUAUGUCCUAUACUAGAUAAAGUGUUCAAUUCCUACCUUAUGAGGCAGCAUGGGCUA
Molecule: messenger RNA, 3176 nt
Organism: Lytechinus variegatus (green sea urchin)
Lineage: Eukaryota; Metazoa; Echinodermata; Echinoidea; Temnopleuroida; Toxopneustidae
Product: phosphatidylinositol transfer protein alpha isoform-like
Exons: 10
Coding region: 106-975 (289 amino acids)
Biological process (GO): phospholipid transport
Cellular component (GO): cytoplasm
Molecular function (GO): phosphatidylinositol binding; phosphatidylcholine binding; phosphatidylcholine intramembrane carrier activity
Source: RefSeq, a predicted model, not a curated record